This is a messenger RNA of Vitrella brassicaformis, 949 nucleotides long. The record is from the annotation of a GenBank genome assembly. NCBI's taxonomy places the organism in Eukaryota, Vitrellaceae.
CCCCACGCUAACCAACAAUGUCAGCAUCAGCAGUGCCCCGGCAGAAGGGCAAGGUCAACUAUGAGGCUCGCCUUAAGGUAGGUCUAUGCACGUGGCCACAUGCAUACGAACAGCAGAUCUACGUACGUACGCCACAUGAUGUGUGUGUCCCUGCGCCACAGAAGGUGCUCAAGGAGGUCAAAAAGGCGCAGCGUAGCAACGAGCCGGACUUGAUUAACCUCGGCUUGUGCAGCCGAGACUAUUUGCCAAGGGCAGACGAGCUUGCCGACAUCACGGCGGAGGAGAAGCAGGGGCACCACGGGCGGAUGGAGGAGGUCCUGUACCCCUUCCCGUCCAUCAUCGUCUCCAACGCGUAUUCACUCCUCAACCAUCAGGAAGACGCAGGUGAGCGGUCCAUGUGUGUGUCCGUGUGUGUGUGUCCAUCCAUCCAUCCGUGUUGGCAUUGAUUGUGCGCUGUGUGCGGAUACAAACAUACGUUGCUGAUUGGAUGGUUGAAUCAGGCGACUUCGAGACGUGCUACCCGCCGGAACGUGUCGAGCCCGAUGAGUUUGAGGAAAAUGUGCCGCUCACACUGGCCAUCGUAGCAUCUGACCCGGUACGUCGGCAGACACAUACACCGGGAGGCAGGCUAGGCAACCAACUGCCACGUAUGUCUGUCUGUCUGUCUGUCUGUCUGGGAUUGCUCAGUCCAAGGGCAUCACUGGCGCUGACUUCAUGGCACAGAUCCACGCCUUCGAACAGGGAGCCUUGUGCGAUCUCAAGGACCCUUGCGAGGGCGCGUAGGUUCACACGGCGGGUCCCGUAUGGCCUUAAUUGCAUCCUUUCGAUCACGGGUUUGUUUCUCUGUCGAUCGAUCAGGGAACUGACAGGGGCCAGGCGCCACUCGUGCGGCCGCUAUUGGCUGGAGUACACGGAUAGGUGCUGACUGAGCAACUUCCGCACAAGCAGG